This is a messenger RNA of Centrocercus urophasianus (Greater sage-grouse), 3601 nucleotides long. RefSeq names its product VPS51 subunit of GARP complex (gene VPS51). The coding region runs from base 215 to 2578 and encodes 787 amino acids. NCBI's taxonomy places the organism in Eukaryota, Metazoa, Chordata, Aves, Galliformes, Phasianidae. The record is from RefSeq and is a predicted model, not a curated record. The transcript is spliced from 12 exons. Gene Ontology annotation, biological process: Golgi vesicle transport; lysosomal transport; Golgi organization. Gene Ontology annotation, cellular component: EARP complex; GARP complex; membrane.
GGUAAUUUGUCAAACAGCAUUCAAAUCUGGAGUGUGCUGUGAUGAUGAGAGACAACCCAAACAAUUGUUGGAAUGAUCACUCUGUCGGAGAAAAAAGGAAAUAUUUCGUUACUUUCAAGUGAACGCAGCUGGUUGCCGUGGUGACGAGCGCCUUCCGCCGGAAGUGACGUCGGGGGUGGGAUAAGCUGUCAGCUGGACCGGAAGUGUCGGCGCGAUGGCGGAGGUGGAAGCGGCGGGGGCCGGGACCGAGACUGGAGGCAGCUCCGACUCUGGGAACGCAACGGGGAGCGGGAGCGGGUGGCGGCGGCCCCACGGUCCGCUCCAGCGGUAUUAUGGACCGUCUGCGGCCGAAGCGGCAGAGACAGACCUGGACCCUGCUGAUAUCAACGGGCCCCACUUCGACCCGGAAGUUUUUCUCACCAAGGUGCGCAGUGAGUGUCGCCUGGGGGAGUUGUUGUCCCGUGAAGCUACACUGGGGCGGGAGAUCCGUGCUCUCGACAGUGACAUGCAAACACUGCUCUAUGAGAACUACAACAAGUUCAUUUCUGCCACAGACACUAUCCGAAAGAUGAAGGUUGACUUCCGGCGCAUGGAGGCAGAGAUGGAUGAUUUGGCCUCCAACAUGGCAGCCAUCAGUGCCUCCAGUGCCCGUGUCAGUGCUGCACUGCAGGACCGGCACCGCCGCGGUGCUCAGCUGGCUGGGGUGCAGGCGCUGCUGCGGAAGCUGCAAUCCCUCGUGGAGGUGCCAGGGCGGCUACGGCGGUGGGCAACACCAGGAGCUGAUCCUGCACGGGCCCUGCACUGCUACGCCCGUGCCCGUGCUGUGCUGCGCCACUACCGCCACCUGCCUUCCUUCCGUGCCAUCGAGGAUGAGAGCCACGCCAUCAUGGCUGAGCUGGCCCAGCGCCUCCGUGCACACCUCCGGGAUGACACCUUGGACCCGAAGGAACUCACUGAGUGUGUGGAGAUGCUGCUGCAGCUGGAGGAACCACCCGAGGAGCUGUGCGAGGAGUUCCUGAGCCAGGCUGGUGCCCGCCUUGAGGCUGAGCUGGCGGCGCUGGAGGCUGAGCUGCCCCCAUCUGACCCCUCUGGCACUGCUUCCACACCACCUCCCGCCACCGACAUCCUUGACUUUGUUGACCGCGGCAGCUCAGCCUUUGUGAGCAACCUGUGCCUCCUUGCAGCUUCAUACCGCAGCCUCUUUGAGGGGCACCCUGGGGCUGGGGAUGGCCGCCUGGAGGCCUUUGCCUCCACCCUCACCACCCGCUACUUCGAGCUGCUGGAGCGACGCCUGGCCCUGGAGCGAGGUCUGGGUGACACGUCACUGUUGGUGCGGGCACUCGACCGUUUCCAUCGCCGCCUCCGUGCUCUCCUGGAGCUGCUGCCCGCAGCCGGGGCUGAAGCAGGUGCUGCACUGGUGGCCCGAGCAGCGCGUGAACGGGUGGCCCGCUACCUGCGGGCACUGCAGACCUUCUUUCUGGGGUGCCUGGGUGAUGUGCGCCAGGCGCUGGCUGCACCCCGACCUCCUGGUAAGGAUGGCCCUGGACUGCCUGACCUCUUGGCCACGCUCUCUUCCUCCGUUCUUGGUCAGCUCAAGGCCGUCCUGGCCUAUGUGCAGCUCUUCACUGCCAGGGAUGUUGCAUUUGCCAGCCUGCCCUACUUCAAGGGGGAGUUCUGUGUCGAGGCAGUGCGUGAAGGGCUGGUGGUGGCCUUCGUGCGCUGGCUCUGCCGUACUGCUCGGGGCUUUGCUGACAGCCCAGCUGAGCGAGGUGCCCCUGCAGCACCCCCAGCACUCCUGCUGCUCCUUGCCCGUCUCUGCCUUGACUACGAAGCCACUACCGUCAGCUACAUCCUCACUCUUACUGAUGAGCAGUUCCCUCCAGAGGACACAGGGCCAGCAGUGACGCCAGGGCCAGCGCUGUGUGCCGAGGCACGGGGAGCGGCGCAGCGGCUGCUCGACCACUACGUACAGGUCCAGGGAGCUGCGGUGGCACAGAUGCUGCGGAAGAGCGUGGAGACACGGGACUGGCUGGGCACCGUCGAGCCCCGCAAUGUCCGUGCUGUCAUGAAGCGUGUGGUCGAGGACAUCACUGCUAUCGACGUCCAGGUGGGGCAGCUCCUUGAGGAAGGAGUGCGGCGGGCGCAGAGCAGUGACUCGAGCCGACGUGCCUUCUCUGUGUACAGCAGCUCACGGGCACCGGGACGCUAUGCCCCCAGCUACACUCCCAGCGCCCCCAUGGACACCCACCUGCUCAGCAACAUCCAGAAGCUCUUCUCCGAACGCAUUGACAUCUUCAGCCCUGUUGAGUUCAACAAGGUGUCAGUGCUGACAGGGAUCAUCAAGAUCAGCCUGAAGACACUGCUGGAGUGCGUGCGGCUGCGAACUCUGGGGCGCUUUGGGCUGCAGCAGGUGCAGGUGGACGGCCACUACCUACAGCUCUACCUCUGGCGCUUUGCUGCUGAUGAGCGUGUGGUGCAGGGGCUGCUGGAUGAGGUGGCUGCCAGUGCUGCCCACCGCUGCCUUGACCCUGUCCCUAUGGAGCACAGCGUCGUUGAGCUCAUCUGUGAGCGUGGGUAGGACCUGAGGGCACCUGAGGACAUGGGUAGAUGCACAGCCUAGAAAACACGAGCAAAAGCAAAACACAAAGGAAAAACGGUCUAAAACCAGUGCUUUAUUUACAACUGCUAAAGCAAAUUGAAAUUGCCAUCAUUGUGAAGAUCAGACCGUUCUGGUGGCACUUCAUCAUAAGUCAUCAGCUUCAGAAUGGACAAGAGUUGGGAGCUGCCACAUUUAAAGGAAGCAGUAGUAAGAACCAAAUGAAGUCACUGCUGCCUCCUUUUCUACCCGCCUUCCCUGCACAUCCUUUCUCAAACUUGAAAAAAAAAGACACCUACUCCAGCUACAGUAGGACUUAGUGCUUUGACAUAGCACAACAAAGGUCAACACUGUCUAUUUCUGUCUGGACCUGGAUUAGUCCAAAGCCAAAGGAAACUUGCAGCCAUUGAUGAAUAUAGGCUCAUUAGAGAGGAGGAAGACUGAAACAGGAGUGGGAACGUGUCAGUUCUGCAGAGGUUACUGGAGGACAAGAAGGCCAAAUAAGCAGAGACUUGCAGCAGGGAAAACCAGAACGUGCAAGUAUUUGGUACAGAAAACAGAUGAGAUAAAACAGUGCUUUUGUGCAGCUGCUUUGUAGAGUCAGAGCAGGAGGCUUCUGCAGUGGAGGUUUGUCUCGUGUGAGAAAGAGCUUUUUGUUUCUGGUCUUUCCCCGAACAGACAUAGUGUUUUUAAAGUUAUAAAUCUCUUACUGGAAUUAGAGGCAGCCUUGAAUAAUUCAGCUAUGGAAGAACACAGCUAGGGUGUACCGCAAGUGAGAUGCUGAUUAGCCCAAUGCAAAGACAGAGAAGGGAAAGGAACUUUUAUUUUCCAGCUACCACGCUGCAUUGCACGUUUGUGGGGAACACUUGUUUUGCAAACCGAACUGGUUGGGGUGUGCUUUGCCACAUGCCUGACACCAGCACUGCAGAAAGGACUCCGCAAAGCAAGUUAAUUGUUUCUUAGGUUGCCUCCUAUAUUAAUAAAUAAAUCCCUUAACCUUUGGAU